Trypanosoma grayi is the source of this 8103-nucleotide messenger RNA. RefSeq lists its product as hypothetical. The record is from RefSeq and is a predicted model, not a curated record. The coding region runs from base 1 to 8103 and encodes 2700 amino acids. The transcript has a single exon. Lineage: Eukaryota; Euglenozoa; Kinetoplastea; Trypanosomatida; Trypanosomatidae.
AUGGUGGCUGUGCGGCGCAUGAACACCGCCGUGGGAGGAGGUGGUGGUGGUGGAAGCGGCGGUGAGGGGCAGCGGGACACAGCGCGGCUGCUGCAGCGACUUGUUUGGCGAGCAAAGGAGUCGCUACUCGCCGGCGCGGCGAACAUGCCGGCCGCACCGCAGCCGCGCCUUGUUGACAAGGACACCGCAGGACUAUUCAGAUUGGAGUGGAGUGCGACACGUCGGUCCUCGCAGAAGGGGCGGCGAGAAGGCGGCCACUCCGUCGGUGCGUCGCCUGCGCCGACACCCGACGAGGGCAUGACGCUCCUCUGCGAGCUGUUGGCUGUGGCGCUGAAGAGCCGGAAGGGGGCGGCUGUUGCCGACUUCUUGUCAAGCGACGCAGCGUCUGUGGUGUCGCUGCCGUUGAUGGCCGCGGAGGCGGUUGUGGCGCCGCUGGGCCGCCAGGCACGGCUGUGGGGGGAGCUUCAGGAGUGGCACGGCCUUCUAACCUGUGCAGCUGCUGCGUUUGAGCGGGCAGGGCGGCGGUGCGAGAACGAAGAAAUGCGACGCGGCGUUGUGCGGGCGUUUGUGGACAAGUUGGAGGCGUUGUCUGUGCCCGCCGAGUCGGACACUGCGCAUGGGCGGCGAAGGCGCCACAAGGAGGUUGAGAAGGAGUCGCGUAGCAUCGUGGAUGACACACUGCCUAACACGCUCUGGCGUUUAGCGAUGCUCUACCGCGUGAUUGAGGGCUUGCUGCUGCAAGCCAAGGGGGAGUCGUCGCCGCUCGUCGCUACAGAAGGCGAUGGCGGUGCGGUGAUGAAUGGGGCAGAGGAGCAAGAGAAGAUACGAAGUCCACUGGCUGAAAUUGUAGGUUGUAUGGUGUGUGAGUUGGAGGAUCGCGUGUACAGAGUUCGGCACCCGGAUGGGCAUGUGGAGCCACUAGAGAGCCUUGAGGCCCUUGUCAUCAAGGCAUUCCAUCAUUGCUGCAGUUUGGAGCGGGACGGUGGGCGACCUCGUGCCUACAAAGGGGAUUUGGCGAAUGCGCUGCUCUCGUUUUGUGGGGCGUACUUCAAAGUGAUUCCUACUUGUUUAUCCGCAUUGUCUAAUGGUGCCGCUGCGGGGAGCGGUAGCUCUCCUAAUGUUGCGGUUGUGCGGGCCAUACGUCAAUGCUGGCUGCAGCAGCAAACGUCUGUGCCCCUGCACGGCAUUCGUGGUGCCUUCUGGUGGCUGCAAUUGGUUCCAGUGCUGCUUGAGUCUCUCCUCGACACGACAGCGCAACUUGAGAGGAGACAAUCUAGUAGUAGUAGUAGUGGUCGUGGUAGUAGUAGCCCCCUCGAAACGAUGCAAGCAGAGCUGAUCAAUCUACUCAGUGCGAUGUUGUACUUUGACACCAAGGCGUUUGAAGAGCGGAGGGCGGCACUCGCAGUGUCUCACGCCACGGGUGACGCAGGUGGUGAAGAGAUGUCUGAAGACAAUGACGCGCAGCCUCGACGGCCACGUGGGGGCCGCUCGAUGUUCAAGAAGGGUGAUGAAAAUGGUGUGCUGCUGCCCAGUGCCGCUGAUGCCUCGCGCAAGUCGUCUCGCUUCUCCUCACGGCGCGUGUGGGGAGCUGGUGGUGACACCGGUUCCGCAUCUGCUGCUCUAGAGACGAUGGGCGUGGAGGCGAACAGCCCCUUGUUCGAUGUCAUCGCCGCAUCGAAGGAUGCCGUCUCGCAGCUUGCCAAUCUGUACGCUGUGGAUAUAUUUCACCGCGGCUGUGCCCUGGAGGGUAUGUGGCUGGUGCUUCUGGAAGCGCACCGCCAUGUGCUGCAGGGGUGCGCGUCGAAGCAGGUAGAUGUGCGGCCAGAUGUGGGCCGGGCGUGCGUGACGACCCACCGCGAUAUGUCACGGCUGAUGUUGCCGCCGUUUGUUGCGGCGAGCCUGCGGCAUCUCGCCGAUACAUUGGCUUCUGCGGUACACCGUGUGUACGAGUUGGCGGACCCGGUUUACGUGCGUGAUGGGAACAUACGGCGUUCGGUGGGCGCCAUCAUCGUCGCAGGGACACAGGGAACUCUUCUGCAGAACCGCUUCUACGCCGAUGCACUCGCGAGCAACUGGUGGAUGCGUAGCGGGGCGCCAUUUCUGCUCCCGCGUGGGCCCCGCCCUUCUGUCGCGUUGGAACGAAGCCUCAUGAACUUGUUGGUGCAGCGUGUGCGUCAGCAAGAUGACACUGACUGGUUGAAGCAGUCCACUGCUGUCGUGUUCAGUUGUCUCUCUGCAGCAGCGGAGCCAACAGGACACUCACUAUGCCUUUCACCCAUGGCAAAGCAGUGGGCAGGUGCGCUGGUUCUCGCCAAUCUUCGCGCUGCAGCAUAUCUGUUGAAGGGUGGUGCUGGUGGUGGUAUUAACAACAAUAAUAAUAAUAAUAAUGCCGAUGGUGGGCAUGUUGUUGCUGGUUCAGGGGGCUCAGGGAAGUUGUCGGAGGAGGAAGCCAAGGGGCUGCUGGAGUGGGCGUGCAGCACGUUUUCGUCUCUCCUUGCCGCACUCACCGCGGACGAGGAGUUGUUACUUAUGUGUGGGUACGCCAGCUUUAUCGACGCCCUCUUCGAGGUGCACCUCCGCCUAGGGACGCCGCAGAAGGAGCUCAUGCAGUUUGGCGACAAGACGCUCUUAAAGACGAAUCUCUCUGCGGUAUUGGCGAGUCUCGCCAAAAGCGCAGACGAGGAUGAUGCCGAGACCCACGCCGCUACGUGUGAGUCGGCGCUCUUUGUUCUCGCCGAGCUGUCGCGAUUCGCCUCCUGGUCAAACAUCAAACUGACGGCAGUCCUGCGCACGGACGACAAUGACCUCCUCAUCCGCGUGGCGGUGUACUGUCUCCGGCACGUGCCGCGCGGCGGCGGGAAGCGGGCAAGUGGGUACGGCAUGCCGGCCGCAGAGCUGCCCGUCGUGGAGCCCCCGCUCGACACAGCAAGCAGCAGCGCGACGGUCGCCUUCCUGCUGGCGCGGGGCAACCGCCGCUCGUAUCUGCAGGUGCUGGACUUGAGUAACCGCCUCCUCCCCUUCUCACGGGUGCAGCCUCUGUACGGCGGGCGCGAGGGAAGCUCCAUGGCGGCCCUGCAGCACUAUCUGCGGGGUGUGUCGCGCGUCUCUUCCUCGUCGAGUGAAUACAAGCAGCUGGUAGACGAGUCUGUGCGGUGUUUCGGCUUCAUGGCGAACACAUCCAUCAGCGCACACGUUCUGGGUUACUUAGUCCGAUUUAUCGAGCACUACUUGCGUGAGCAGGAGCGCCUCUCGCGCACCCCACUCGAGGCCUCGACGUCGACCACAGCAAGUAGCGAGCAGCGCAAGAGUGCCAUGUCCUCGCUUGCCCGCGUGGGAACCGCACCACUCGUGCUGCUUGACUACAUGGGCUACCUCAGCAGCGCGGGGAGCUGGACAAUGGUGACGUGGGCGUUUAAUCUCGCCGAGACAGCGCUAAAGAUUCAGCGCAAGCACCAAGUUGCCACCACCACAUCGGUAGGAGAUGUGGCGACAACGGCCAUUCUCUCGCAGCUACGUGCUCUAUCACUCCCAACGACGCCACAGCUGCCACACAACAUGUUAAAAAGUAUUCUCUGUCUAUCUGACAUAAUGUCGGAAUCACCGGUCACGUUGCUCGGUUUUGAUCGUGGCACACCGUUGCAGGGGCUGCUGCGCCAUGCCUCCCGCGGCGAGUACCGCACAAUGUUCUUCGCCGUAAAGCAGGCAGUGGUGCUCGUGCAGCGGACGUCGGUGCGGUACCGUGGACCGCAGCCGCACCGCACGGAAGGAGACGCGUCUGAUGCCCGAGGGGAGGAUGACGGGAAAGAACGGAUGGAGAGCGAUGGAGGACUAGAGGAGGGUGCCUACUUCAUGUCAGCGGCGGAGGUACACCUUCCAGAGGAAAAGCGAAGACUGCGUGUUUUUCUUGAUUGUUUGGUGGCCUGCUUUGACAACGUGCUCGAUGCGAUCCGGUGGUGUGCGCUGCAGCAGGAUGCCCUCGACGACGAGCUCCGUGAGGUUCUCGUGCUCGCGCUGCACACACUGAUUCGGGUGCUGCAGGGCUGUAUACGGGCGGUGCUGCAGGUGCCUGCGACGUUGCGCGAGCGCUACCGCGCCGAGCGGGCGCAUAUGUUGUGGGUGAGUCUGUGCGUCGCGUCUCUGCUUGGCAAAGUGGUGGCGGCCGACUACACGCGUGUGUGCUUCACCGGCAAUCUCCGUCGCAGCACAGAUGUCCUCCUCGGCACGAUCGAAGAGCUCCUGGAGGAGUGCAGCACGCCUAAAAGCAAGAAAAAAACCAACAACAGCAGCAGCAGCAGCAGCAGUACGACCCCUCUCCUCGAGACGCUGACGGAGAGCGUGCAAUACAUCUACAGUGACGCGCAGGUGUCGCACCGGCUUGCGAUACGCCUCGGCCUUGGCGUACGGCAGCGCACAGACCUCACGGCACUCAUCACGGCCCUGCGCGCCUUCGCAGCGGCGUCGGCGAAGUACCAGCCGGCAGGUCUUCUUGUGCAACGAGCAUGGCGCACACUGUGCGAGGAGAUACUGCAGACCCAAGAGCCGCGAGGCAGACGAGGAAAGUCUGCGGCGACUGUGAAUGUCGUGUCGCUGCGUGUGCCGUCGAAGGAGGAGCUGCGGCUGCUGCUGGAGUCCUUCCAUGACUUGGAGAGGGAGAUGACAGAGUCCGUUUCCAUGCGAAAGGCGCAGCGCCGCCCCGCCGACUACGUGGUGGCGUGGGCCUGCGAGGAUGCUGCAGAAGUAGUGAACCGCGUAACGGAGGAUCCGUCAUUGUUGUACGCCACCCACACACGCGACGCGGCGUUGGAUGACGGUGAGGAACAACAGCCGCCCGGCUUAGGUGCCGGCACCACAGUAGCAAUAGCAGAGCCACACACUGCCGCCUUCAUGGAGAUGGAUGCUGCCGUGCUGCUGGAGGAGGAGGUGGAGAAUCUCACCAACUCGGAGGCCAUUGAGGCGCUGAUCCGCCAGUGCCGUCGAGUACAGAUGUCCUCCAGUGCAGUGGUGAACAUCGACACCGCACUUGCGAUCCCGCAAACCGCCAAAGUUAUCACGACCCACUUCGACUGCGUCGUGGCGAUCUUCACCCGCUGCACACUGGCGGAGAUCGUGGCGUUCCCGUGCGCGGAGUUUGUAUUUAGUAGCCUUGACUUGUUUUCACGCCGGCGGACGCUGGUGCCGCUGGAGAAGUGCCGCGCUCUGUGGGCGCAGCUCGCCGCGAAGUGGAAGGCGGAGUUCCUCGACCCCGACGGUGCCCACUUCGAGCAGCAGCAGCGCGAACUCCUACAGCUGGUACGGCAGCGCCGCUCACUCUUGGAGCUUGCAGACAAGGACGCCGGCGACGCUACGGGUCCCAUAUCACUCUUCUCGCUGCAGGAGAACACCAUGGCGCAACUUGCGCAGCGCGAUGCCGCACCAAUCCCGUACGACGUGGACCUGCCUUGUCACGAUGACGUCAGCGGCCUCGUCGCAGGGCGCAAGGGCGAAGGCAAGUCGCGAGCGAAGAAACAACAGCAACAACAACAACAACAAGCCCCGCGUGAAUCGCUGCUGCAGCAGCGUGUGCCGCUGGAUGUCCUGCUUACGAUGCUGGCAGACCUCCCGCGUGGCCCGCGCGGGGAGCCGGAACUGGAGAACCUUGCGAGGGUCACUGCGACGUACGUGGCGCGGCAGCAUGUUCUUCUGCGGCGCCGCAAUUCGGGAGACGUGGCGAAUGUGAUGCAGUUCCUGCAGCCGGCGAAUCAGCAGUCACCGCGCGUGUAUCAGCGACGGCGCCUCCCACUGGACUCCGUGCACGCUGCUGCUGCUGCUGGCUGGUUUCUCGGCCCUCAGGACCGAAAGGCCUUCGCAGCGGCUCUUGACUGCGUCGGUGAUGCGACGCUGCUGGCGCGCUCCGCCGAGGAAGGCGUCUUUGAGUACGUGCGGUCGUCAUGCUUGUACCUGCACGUCCUAUCCCUCACUGCGCAUGUCUGCCACCACUUCCGCAUGUUCGGUGGCAGCAGCAAUGACAGCGGCGAUGUUGCGCGGAGCAACCGUCACGGCUUCGACGAGGACGGUGCGGAAACGACCGCGUGGUGGGCGAUGCGCAGCGAACAGGCUGAGGCGCGACUGGCGGAGCGGCGCAUGCGGGCCGACACGCGGCAGACCGACGCCGACAGCGUCAAUGCAAAUCUGCUGGAGAGUAUUCUCCUCCAUUACCUCAACGUCAGCUGGGCGCUGAUGCGCCACACCGACUUCGUCACGCACCGCGCGACAAGCAUCGCUAUGGCGGCCGACAGCGGCCAUGACCGCGUGCGAGACGCGCUGCUUUACGCGGACGAGCUGCGCCUGAUGGUUGCCGUUACCGUGCAGGACACGACGCGCAUUCUCCUGCGUGAGGCGCCGCCGGGAUUCUCGCUCGCCCGCCGCGUUGUGCACCGCAUCAUUAGCAGUUUCUCAUGCGAAAUUAUUCCGACAGCAUCGCAGAGCGGUGCUGCUGCCAUUACAGGCAGUAGCAAGAAGCGUGGCUCCUCUUCUGACGUGCCGUCAGUCAACAUGGUGGUCUUGGAGGCGUGGCGCGUCAAGCGACCGGAGUUGUUUGUCCGUUCCCCCACCCUCCUUUGUGUGUUGUCGCCCUCCUUCUUCAACGACGUGCUGUCGCAGCACAUACGCAAUGCACUGAGUCUUACAUUGGCACAAGUGGUGGCCUCACUCCAUUUUUACUUGCGUCGCCCGGAUGCACACUUGGCACCGCUGAUGGAGGCGACGACCAGCAUACUAUCCAGCACGUACGUACGCAACGCAGCACUGCGUCUCUUCUGUGAAGAGUUGUGUGCACAGAUUCUGGAGCGGGAUAGCUUUUGCGACGCACUUGCCCCACCGACGGUUGCCUCUGUUCAACAAGGAGCCGCGGGUUCUGUGCCAAACGAAGUGCUCAUUCCCUUCCUUGCCUCUAUAUGCCGCGAGGAUGCGUGUGUCAGCAAGAACACGCUGGCGACCGUCCUGUACCGCGCUAUGAGUCUUCGUCCAGACGUGUUUGGUCAGCCACCCACAGCAGACCGUUUCUCACGACUUGCGAUCGCCAGGAAGAGCGGCGGUAGCAAUCCCGCACCUGCUGGGGCUUGUGCUGCUGGUGUUCCAGGAACCAGGGCCGGAGCAGCAGCUGGUGAGGGAUCUGUGAAGGGACGGCUGAGUUUGGGCCUCUCCAGCACCGACGUGGUGCUCGAAAGCCCCUUGGUGGCGAAUGGUGGUGGAGUAACAGCGGCAGAUGGAGAAGCAGAGGCAGCUGUUGUGGAUGCCCUGUCCGCUGCUGCUGCUGCUGCUGCUGUUGGCGACGAGGAGCAUGACGAGGUGGAGGCCUUGAACCGCUUCAAGGCCGAUCAGGCGGACGAGACCGCAACGCGAACGCACAAGAGCGCCCUUGCUUCUCUCAACCUUACGCUGGCGGAGGUGAUGGAAACGGCGAUGCACUUUGCGGCGAUGCGGCAGUUGACGGCGGAGGAGCACAAGAAGGCAACAGCUAUGUUACGCGCUGCGGAUGAUGCGCGGCAUGAGCGUGUUGCGACAUUUCGAAGCGCAGCCCCAACUGUUGCGGCGCGUAAGGACACAGACGUGGAGACAUCUUCAAUCAGCGCACCAACAGCAGGGCACCCCGAUGCCUCACUCCAGAUUGAGGAGCCAAUGCACUUUGGUGUUGUCAUGCUUCACAUUCGCUUUGCACUGCGGAAGAUCAUUCACGUCUCAAUGCGACGCCUUGCCCCACAGCAGGGUCCGAAGACGCUGUCGAUGAUGGUGGAGAUGCUGCAGGAGGUGGACCCGAAGUGGCACCGCGGUCACGGCAACGAGCACCGGCGGCAGUCGGAUGGCAUGCUCGCAGGAACAUUACGGGUGCUCUUGGCCCGCUCUGUUGUGUGUGUUGAGCUCGCGGGUGAUGCCGGUGACCUUCUCGGUGGCGGCGCUGGUGGGAUUGCGAUGAGCGCUGCUGGUCUGCAGCGCAUGGAGCGGGCGUUGCAUUUGGUGCAACGCGCCAAACACCAUAGUGGUGGUGGUGGUGGCGCCAAGGGCCACAGCCGUCGCCGCGGUGGCAGUGCUGCGCCCCCCGCUGUCCGCAGGGGCUCUGCCGGAUGA